Leishmania braziliensis MHOM/BR/75/M2904 is the source of this 1896-nucleotide messenger RNA. RefSeq lists its product as hypothetical. The coding region runs from base 1 to 1896 and encodes 631 amino acids. Lineage: Eukaryota; Euglenozoa; Kinetoplastea; Trypanosomatida; Trypanosomatidae. The transcript has a single exon. The record is from RefSeq and is a predicted model, not a curated record.
AUGUUGCUCACCAAGGAAGAGGUGCAGACUAUCACCCUCAACGCUAAGUCCGUGCACAAGUACGCGGAUCAGGCGUUCUUCCCUGCAGCGAUCAACAAAGCCGGCACACACAUUGGCGAUCAGCCGUUCCUCAACUUCUUCGUGCGCUACCACCACCGCUAUGCGCCGGAGCAGUACUCGUGGUCACGCGUGCGUCGUGUCCUGCUGCUCGAAGACGUGAUGGCGGCUCACAACUCUGCUAUGGCGUCUGUUGUGACGUCCCCGACGAUUGAGUGGCGCAGCAAGACAUUUUGGGUCUGUUUCGCUGUGGAGACGGUGCAGCCACGGUCGCCCUCGUCGGCGGCCUCCAACGACACGGUGGAGGAAGAGAUAGUGACGCUGCCGCAGCUGUCGAACACGCCUCCGACCGAGGAUGAGGUUUUAGCCUUCUGUGUGGCCAGCGCAAAUCAGCGGCCGACGGAGGUGUACGCGGAUGGAGUGCUCGGUGAGGCACCCGCGGCGCCGGCAGUCAACCCGGCCACGAACGGCAGUCUGCCGCAACCGGCGGGUGGGGAGGCCGCCGAUCAGGCGCCACCGCCGGCGGCACUCGACCCUCGCUUGUUUGUGCCGACGCCACGGCAAGUGGAGUUGCUUCGCCAGUACAAGAAGCAGCACCUGACGCAUCAUCAGUGGACCGAGGAUGAGAUUGAAGAGUCAAAGAUGCUGCGGCAACGGUACUGCAACACUGGGGUGGCGACGGCACCUGUGCGCACCGUCGCCUACCUGCAGCACCACCGCGUUGAGGAGCGCAAGCAGCAACAGCAACGAAGGUAUAUGUUUGGGGCAGCCUCGUCUGCCGCUGCCACGUCGCAGGCUGCCGAGGGAGACGCGCUGCGGGGGUCAGUAGUCAACACGGCCGCGGAGAGUACCGGCGGCUACGCCGUGACGCAAAGGCAGCGCUCGCCACCCUCUGCAGUAACGUCAACAUCGCCAUUCCUGCCGCGGAGUGUGUUGCGUGCUCAGAACCACCAACUGCACCAAGCAUCCGCCGCCUCGGACUUAAAGCAGCGCAUUCCUGCGGACGGCACGUCCUCGGUGCUACUCCUCGGCGACAGUGCAUCGGGGUUCCUCUCGCAAGUGUCCGUGUCGCACACACCGCCUCCCGAGGCGCAGACGCCGACGAGUAUGCAGUCUGGAUCCUUGUCGGCGCUCUCCCAGCACUUGUCGCAGCUCCGCGCAGCCGAAGAGUCGUUCUAUCAGUACAUCAGCGAUGAGUCCCGCAGCGCCUACUUGAACCGACUCGCCGAUCUGACAAAGCGCAACAGCGAGACAAACAAGCGCAACCGUCGCCGUGGUAUCGCGAAUGAGCGACGGCUUGAACGAAAAGGCAAUCUUCUGGUGUCGUGCGGCCUGUGGAUCACUGAUGACAAGGAGCGGGCGAGCAAGGCAGAGGACUACGUCAAGGCGCAGGCAGGCGACUCCAGCAGCUCUAAAAAGAACGGUGAGAGUGCCACGGCAGCUAGUGCUGUCGCCGGCGGCGGCGCUUCCGGCGACGGUGCGGACACUGCCAAGAGUGCUGAGGACGUGUUCGUGGAACGGUUCAAGGCGUACUACAAUGCGCAGCGCAUCUCCUUCGCAGACUGCGCCGACUCAGACCUGUUUGGCAGCAGCAGUGACGCGGACAUCGGCCCUCUUUUGCAGGCCACCGCCGCACCCGACGCCGACACAGAACCCGAUAGGCCCCACCUGGCGUGCAGCGCCGGGGCCGCGACGGACGCGUUGCGACCCGGUCGGCGCCCGGGUCGGCGCCUUUUGCCUAACCGACUUCGCACCGAGGAGAACUCGCCUGCGCUGGUGCAAGCACAGCUGGUGCAUCGCAGCACUGUGCGCAUGGCAAAGCGUGCGAGAGAAGGGUGA